GUUUACAUUAGAGACGUGUGAUGCGUCUUCCUUCCUGCCACACGUGUGGCAGUUAGUACAACCCUAUAUAUAUACGUGACGCGACGCCCUGUUCUCGAUAGAUCCGUGGUUGCAGAGCCUUGUGCCGCUUGUCGUCGUCAACCAGCAAACGAAGCGAUCUAGCCUUACGACCCAGGCCAUGGCUGACUUGGACUUGUCUACGCCCCUGUUGUCAUGUUGUCAGCGAUGGAUCUGGCCGAGGAGUCGAACGUGUCGUCAGCGAUUGAUUUGGCAGAGGAGUCGAACGUGUCCGCGGCUUUCCCGCUGCUGGUGCUUGAGCCGCCGCCAGAUUCAGAUCGUUCGUCGUACAAGGUCUUCAGCUUGCCGGACCAGAAGCUUCAAGAUGUACCUCCGUUGGUGUCGAGCAAGAAGGUAUCCUUGCCGACGCCACAGGGCUGGGUCCUGGUCCUGAGCUCCUCCGGUUCCUCGUUAGAAGACGCAGGGACCCAUCUGCUGAACCCUAAGGACGGAUCAAUAAUCGAGCUUCCGACUCUCAAUGACGACGAGGUCCCGUUGACGUGCAGGUGCGUCUUGUCCAACGUCGUGGUAGCGCCUGGCUGCAGCGUCCUAGUCUUCGACCAUGCGAGCCCGGUGAUGUGGUUCUGCCGCGUCGGCCAGGAUCUCCGGUGGUCGCGCCACGGCUACGACAUUGGCUGCUUGGACAUCCUGGGCUGUCCCCCCACAAAGAGAAACUUCUUCCACGUUGCCGCCGUCAAUGGGAGGUUCUUCUUCUUCCAGUCCAACGUCGACUCUCUCGGCACGCUCGACUUCCAAGCCAACGACGCCUCGGAGAAGCCGGAGGCGCGGCUGGGCGCCAUCGCCGUGCCCCGCGUCGAGGUCCCGUUCGGCUUUACGGCCACGUACGUCCUCGAGUCCUGCAACGACCUCUUCCUCGUCCAUAUCCCCUUCCACGGAAUGUGCGUCGACCAACCAGUGGAGCUCCGCGUCUAUCGGAUGGAUUUCUCGGACCCGCCGGCCUGGCGCAAGACGGACUGCAUCGGCGAUCGGGCUUUCAUCCUCGGUAGAUCCAAUUUUGCAGCGUCCUGCUCUGCCAGCGGAUACGGUCUCAAGCCCAACUGCGUCUACUGGGUGAAUAGCUUGAGCGAAAAGAAUAGCGAUCUGCAUGUUCUUGGCCUCCAGGACGGCUCGUCGGAAAUUGUCAAGCAGUUUGACAAUGUGUUGGGUGUCGAGAAACCCUUCUGGAUCGUCCCCGUCGAUGCAUAG
This is a messenger RNA of Triticum dicoccoides, 1263 nucleotides long. RefSeq lists its product as uncharacterized. NCBI's taxonomy places the organism in Eukaryota, Viridiplantae, Streptophyta, Magnoliopsida, Poales, Poaceae. Bases 214 to 1263 code for a protein of 349 amino acids. The record is from RefSeq and is a predicted model, not a curated record. The transcript has a single exon.